Molecule: messenger RNA, 3481 nt
Organism: Astyanax mexicanus (Mexican tetra)
Lineage: Eukaryota; Metazoa; Chordata; Actinopteri; Characiformes; Acestrorhamphidae
Exons: 3
Coding region: 60-3122 (1020 amino acids)
Source: RefSeq, a predicted model, not a curated record
ACGCAUUUGGGACGGAGCCCAUUUCCUGUAGCCGUUCACUCCUAUCCUCCAGUACCGCUAUGGUGUUUGGAUGGCCUGCUUGUUUGUUAUACGUUGCUGUCUGCAGGUUCACAAUGCCUCUGGGGUUUCACCUUAGACUGGCUCUGCUUUACUUCACUUUGCUUGCUCUUGCUGAGGGGCAACAUUUGCCAGCAACGCCACCAACAGACAGUAGCAUGGAACCCGUCAAUGAAGACAAGACUGCGAAUGAAGAUUCAAAAAAUAUGGAUAAUCUUCCUAAUGUUUACCGCUACCACUUUUCUGAGAGAACUGCUUUCAAAAAUUUGUCUGCAAGUAUCACUGCUGAUUCUGUUCAGAGCGAAAGGCCCUUAAGUAGACCCAUUACCUCCCCCACCUCCUCAAAACAUGUGUUGAAAUUUGUCUAUCCUUAUCCACUCUCAGGUGGUACAACCUCUUCAAGAAGUGCAAAAUGGAUACUGAGCAACAGCAGUUACACGGCGCAAAGAUUUGGCCCAGUUGAAGGUGGUCAUAGUGUGGGUCCAAACUAUUCAAACCAGGACCAAAACAAGGGUCAUCUAACUGGUUUGAAUCCCCUGCCUGGCAACCAGACUAAUGGGGGCAGUCAGCAUAGUGGAAGGGUGUUGGCUAAAAGUACCAUACAAGUAAAUGAAAGAGGUUCUAUUGUAAGAGGUAUUUGGCAUCGGAUCAAGCUGCCAGAAAGUGUGUCAUCGCCACUGGUUAAAACGCAGCCAAUCGCCAUCAAUCGUUAUCCUGAUGGGCAUUUGGAGGUUCCAACACCAUUACUUCAAAACACUUGGAGGCCAUAUUCAAAAAUUAUAUCAAAUGUUCAGGCCACCAGUGGAACCCAUUCAGUAGAGCAAGUACAAACUGAUGCGGGCACCACACAUCAAGACCAAGCCACUAAUUCUAAACCUGUAACCCUUGUAAGGGUUAAGCCCGGGCAUGCAUCGGAGGUACAUCGUCUAUUUGGGAACACAAACAAAAAUAUCCACAAUCAGGAUACAAAAGGUCAGGAUCAGUUUCAGGACGUACGCAGGACAAGCAAAUCCGAUCCUAUUGUCACACGCUUGCCCACCUCAAGCUCUGCCACUAGCAGAGCAGUAUUUUAUCAUCCGCAUCUCAAAUCAACUGAUAGCAGUGUUGUCCAAUCCCACACGAAUUUGGAAUUGAGCCAGAGUAAGCCUAAUAGUGCAAGUGCAGCAAGCCAAACAGUGGGUAGUACAGUCAGUACCUCUUCAGCUUCCCAACCAGCUUGGAGGUACCUGAAUGGGCCAAAAAUGGAUGGUGAUGAUGCAAAGUUCCUUGGCCGCAGUCCAGUGACUGUCAGUUCUUCAAAGCACAUGAAUCAGCCAAAUGUAGAAAAACUAGAUGUCCUAGAGAAUGCUCAAAAAACAGGAACAGUACAGUGGCUGGUCGUUAAGCCCAACCCUGCAUCCAACAGCGCACGGGCAGCUGUCUAUGACAGCAUCCAUCUUUCACCUAGAACACAAAGUAGCUCCCUAAGUAAACAAAAUAAAGCAGAUGUCACAGGUUCACCAAAUUCCCGUGCAGACAGAGAGUUUAAAUUUUCCUCUCAACUCUUCUCAGCAGGCUCUAUAGAUCGUAGCGUUCAAUCUCAUGAAGUAAACCCUUUCCAGUUAGCCCCAACCAGUAGAUCUCAGAGGUUCCCGACAUUUGACAAUUAUCAGACUGGCUAUCAGACUUCCCAUUCUCCCAGUUCUUUCAAUUUCAAGGAUACGAGAGACUCCUUGGGUUGGAAACCACGAGCACUGCCACCAUCUCAUUCAGUAGGAGGCCCCUCUGAUAAACAGCUGUACCCUCCAACUGAUCAUAGCCAGUACAAGAUGAAAGUCCAAGCAAAUUUACACUUAAAGAAAAGUUUUGAAAAUCCUAGUCAGACAAAUUUAAGUAUUUUCUUUCGGCCAAAUACAUUGCAUGACCUGCGUAUCAAGGAACAUAGCGAAACAAGCACAAAGCAACCAGUUACCUCUAGUAGAUUCCAGCAAAAUACUGAAGUUUCUUCCAUUAGUGGAUCAGCUGUGCUUGCAAAUGGUUCUGACCAAAGUAUCGAGAAUUACCUGUCCAGAAACUCUAGCGAGAUUUCCAAAUUGACUGCCAUUGAUGCUGGAAAAAUAUCUAGCUUGCCUAUUAGUGCAGUAAAUUCCUCAUCACCUGAAAAUGGUACAGGAGAUGUCCAGACUUCAACUGGCAAUAUCUACUCUGUUAAUGAAUCUACAGGACAAAACGAGACACCUUCUUCCAGUUCUAGACCACAAACGGCCACUGAAGACAAGAACGUGUCUGUUUCAGAGUCCAUCUCAGCAAAUGUUGAGUCCAUCACACCUCAAAAUGGGAUUAGACACAUUCAAGCUAAGAUGAUGUCUGGUCUACCAUUUCCAAAGGAGGCUCUUCCGAUAAAUCCAGCAGAGAAACAUCAACAAGAGGAUGAAGAUCAAACUAAAGCAGUCCAACAGUUGAGCAGACUUAUGAAUGCUACACAGAGUUCUCGGCCAACUAGUAGAGUGGUUGUGGUUGCUAAACAUGUUAAAGUCAAUCAUAAGUCCCCAAACACCUAUGAGAAAUCCCAGCUACCUAUAUACAGGUCUGCUAUUAUUCGCAAAAAGUCUACGAACAGACUGUUGGCUAAUGUGUCAAAAGAUGAGACAAGACCUGAAAACUAUGGGACAGUGAAUGUAAGUGCUGAGUUAGAAGUCCAAACUGAAAGUUCACCAGCAGAAACCAAAAUGGAUCCCAGCUAUUCGGACCUAAAGAGUACCAACAUCUCAACAAACAACAACCCUGUCCAAAGUACAGAUUCCCAACAAAGCCUCAAUUCCACUCAGAGUAAAUUUAAACAAAUAAAACCACUAUCAAUUAAAUAUUUAGAUGUUGCAAGCAGUGCCUCUAUUAGUAUUCAUUCUGGACCAAUGAUAAAUGGAACAGAGCACCACAGCAAUUCUAGUACUCUUCCCACAUCAACAUUGGUACCAACUACAACCGAACCAAUCUCUGCUACUGUGAUAAAUGAUGUUACUGAAGCCACUCAUCUUAUAGAAGAUGGAAUUGAACCUACAACUUCUGUUCUUCAUUCCUUCCCCUAAAGGACACUGAGUUCAAAAGACAAAGCUAGACUAUCUUGGAGGAUCAUCUUGUUUUGCCAUCAAGAAUGAACACAACCAUUAUAGUUAUUGAGAGUUUAUGUGAGAGAUGGUAGAUAUGUGCUCACCUUGGUCAUUUUCAAUGUCUGAAGUGUCUGUACUGGUCCAAUAAUAAUUAGGUUGAAAUCAGAGCUGGUUAAAUCUUGAUGUAGUGGAACUGCAAGAAGAAGCUUGACGGGAAUGUCCAUUGUUUGUGAACUGGAGCACAUGUUCUCUAGGGACACCUAGAGUUGUUGUAUGAUAUUGUACUGAGCCAGAAUUAAAAGUGACCAACAAAUUGCGUAUUUAUUCUCUUUUGUAAC